Molecule: messenger RNA, 297 nt
Organism: Lodderomyces theae
Lineage: Eukaryota; Fungi; Ascomycota; Pichiomycetes; Serinales; Debaryomycetaceae
Exons: 1
Coding region: 1-297 (98 amino acids)
Source: RefSeq, a predicted model, not a curated record
AUGUCCUCAUCUAGCAAAAGAGACCAGGUAAACAACGAGAGGAUCUCAAAAUCAAGAGCAUUCAAUGCAUCUAUCCUCACAUUCCUCACAGUUGCAAUUUUCCUAGAGUUGGGCUAUCACCUAUUAUGGAGUGCCAAAGUAUUUAUAAACCAACCAUAUGGAAACUUUUUCAAUAACUUGGUGUACGGUCCGGGAUCAUUUUUGGCCAACGUUGGGUUGAGCACUAAGUUGAUAAAGUAUCUCAAUAAAGUAUUGGUUGAAGAUAAGAUGGAUGCAGAUUAUAAAAAGUACAUAUGA